AUGGGGUUACGUUACGGGCUGAUCGGCUUCCUUCUUGGGACAUGUGUUGGAGCUGAAUGCAGAAAUCUGGCAUCUGCGGAAAAGAUCAAAGUUGGAGCCCCCAGAGUAACCCUCCACCAAGCGACCGUUGAAGGGUUCGUCGAUCUCCACAAUAACUCCGUCUUUCUGGGAAUUCCCUUUGCUGAUACUACGGGUGGACAAAACCGCUGGAAGGCUCCUCAAGACGUCCCAAAAGCCAAACGGCACAAUAUCUUCAAUGCAACACAUUAUGGCGCAACAUGUCCGCAGGCCAUAUCUGGCACGCUUUUCUCGCAGCAGGGUGAAGAUUGUUUGAACCUCAACAUCUGGGCACCGUCUUCAGGAUCCAAUCUGCCAGUCUUCGUGUACAUGUACGGAGGCGCCAUGGUCACAGGCUCGAGCAGCAACCCCCAGUUUCAAGGCAACAACUUCGCUCGUAAGGGUGUGGUUUUUGUUAGCUUCAACACUCGUGAAAGUAUCUUCGCUUAUCCCAACUCGGCUGAGCUUGAGAGCGCAACCGAGUCUCAGAACUUUGGUAUCUUAGAUGUCGAAAAGGCUAUGGAUUGGAUCCAUGAGAACAUCGCCGCUUUUGGUGGCUCUCCAGAGAAGAUUGUGUUCGGUGGUCACUCAUCAGGUUCCGUUCAAGUCGACCACUACCUCUGGAACCAUCCCCAAACUUGGCUCGCAGGGGCUGUCCAGAUGGCUGCCAAUGCCAAGUCAGGCCCAGCUGUAGCCCCUGUAAACCAAGCUCUGGACAUUGUAGCUGCCGAGGUUGGUUGCCCUACUGGCGCCGGUCAACUGGAGUGCUUGCGCAAAGUUGAUCUGUAUGACUUCCAGACCGAGAAGUUCAACGCUACUUACAACACCUGGUUCACCCCUGCUGUCGACAACAUCACUCGCUACCAAGACUAUGAGAGCCGAUUUGCAGCUGGAAACUACGCCUCGCAUGUUCCCCUCUUAACCGGCAACUCGGAUGGCGAGGGUGCGGUGUUCGGUCUUGUUUACGGUGCAGAAAACACAGACUUUGAUGCAUGGCUUGACACGUUCGAUGCUGAUGUGGCCGAGAUCCCCAAAGACCUUCUCCUGGCCGCAUACAAUGCCUCGGACUUCAACACUGUUUCUGAGAUGAGCGGUGCGCAAUACGGGGACGCGCGGUUCUUCUGCCCAGUCGAUUACCUCAGGGACCUGAGGAGCAAAGCCCAGGAUACAUGGACCUAUCGUUUCUUUGGUGAUUACAGUAACAUUUGGGGUUUACCAGUCUCUGCACCGACACACGGCACUGAGAUUCCGUUCUUCCUUGGUGGAAAUGAAUGCUUCGAUGCUAUCAAAGAUGUGACAAAUGCAGAGCAGGCAUUGGCUGAUUACACUAACGAUUGGUUUGUCAGUUGGAUCAAGAAUCCAUCGGCAGGUCCUGGCUGGGACAAAGUCACUCCUAAGUCAGGAACGAUUGCGAAAAUCGGUGUGCCAGGCGAUGAACUUGCAAUUAAACUUGCGUCGACCGCCGACUUUAACGCAAGGUGUCAUUCAGUGUACAACCCAUAUCUUCCAAAAUACCCCGUCCUGAAGAAUGUAAACGGGCCGGAAGGUAUGAUUGCAAACUGA
Molecule: messenger RNA, 1620 nt
Organism: Ascochyta rabiei
Lineage: Eukaryota; Fungi; Ascomycota; Dothideomycetes; Pleosporales; Didymellaceae
Exons: 4
Coding region: 1-1620 (539 amino acids)
Source: RefSeq, a predicted model, not a curated record